Leptidea sinapis is the source of this 2713-nucleotide messenger RNA. RefSeq names its product G patch domain and ankyrin repeat-containing protein 1 homolog. Lineage: Eukaryota; Metazoa; Arthropoda; Insecta; Lepidoptera; Pieridae. Bases 121 to 1035 code for a protein of 304 amino acids. Gene Ontology annotation, molecular function: nucleic acid binding; protein binding. The record is from RefSeq and is a predicted model, not a curated record. The transcript is spliced from 2 exons.
AAAAAGUCACUGAUGACUGAAUAACUAGGAUUUUAUUUGAGUAUUAAAAUAUUUACGGCUGCCAAUAUAUUUCAAUAUUAUACAUGAAUAACAACAAAUAAAACAUUUGUUUGCUGAACAAUGUUACACAAAGUUUACACUAAUUUUGUAAAUCCUGCAAACUGUUCCAAUUCAAUAGGUGGACUUCAUAUAAGUGGUACGGAAGCAAAACAUUUUUAUCUGGAAGAAGUGAAAGAAGUUCGAUUUGGAGAUUCUAUUGAUAACAAGGUUGACCAUAACAUUGUUAACUCUAAAUGUAACAAAAAAGUUACUAACAAUGAACUCUUGUCUGAUAAGAAUUUAUUUUACCUCGUACAAAAUAAUAAAAUUGAAAAUAUAAAGUUUAUACUGAACAGAUAUCCAAAUAAAAUAAACAUUGUUGAUGAAUUUGGUUGGAGUUUACUUAUGAUAGCCUGCCAAUCAAAUUCAAUUGAGACAGUGAAAGAGCUUUUAAAGCGUGGAAUUGAUACUUCAAUUAGAGAUAAAGCUGGAAACUCUGCAAAUAGUUUAGUAAUUAGAAAUAAAAAUUUUCAACUGGCAGAUAUACUACUAAGUUAUAAGUCAACACCAAAUAUUGAAGUAUGCAAUGAACAUUCCACCCCAAAAAAGAGAAAACCAAUAGAGUAUAAAUGUGAAAUAUGUGAGAAUCAAGUUUUUCCCGAUAAACAGAAACAUCUCUCAUCUACAGUUCAUAACCUAAAUGCAAGCAAAGGGAAAAAGACUGCACCCCAUUAUGUGAUACCAGAAUCUAAUAAAGGGUACCAAAUAAUGUUAAAGGUUGGUUGGGACAAAGAGGUAGGCCUGGGUCCUGCUGGUUUAGGUAAAAGGUACCCAAUAAGAACUGUUAUGAAAUCUGACAGAAAAGGGUUAGGAUUAAAAACUAAGGUAGAAAAUACUACAAGAGAAACAUCUAAAUAUAUCAACAAGAAAUUACUUGCAAAAGAACACCACAACAACAAACAAAUGGAAAUCAAUUUUAGAAGGCAGUUUUAUUAAAUUUUAACUAUCAGACAAUAUUUAUUUAUAUAGAAAGAUGAGAGUAAAGAUUCAAUAAGAAUUUUGAAAGUGAUUAACACAGAUAUAUCAGAAUAAGGUUCAGUAUAAGUGUGUUUAAACCUAAAUUUUAAAAAACUGAAGCAAUAAUUUCCCAUAACAAUUACUUGCACAGCCACAACGAAAAAUGUUUUAUAAUAUCCAAUUUUUUUUUAAAUCAUAGUUUAACAGCCAUUCCCAAUAUUCAGUCUAUCUCUUACUCGAGAUCGUAACUUAUCAUUGACUCUUCUGUCCCAAUAAACUUAUUGACAGUAACUCACCUUAUCCCUACACACUGUAUGUCAAUGGGACGAUGUAUAGCUUACCAGCAAUAGAAGUUUGUAUCGAAAUUGCAAUUCACGUGUCCCAAUAUAAGGCGAUAAGAAUGACUUAUCAGGUAUAUUGGGACAGCUAAUUACUGACAGAAGAAUGUAGUAAUUUAUCUCUAACUGUAGAUAGUAUAUUGGGAAUGGUCGUAAGCAUACCAGAUGUGAGGUGGCAUCUUGUUCAUAACAUUGACAAUGUGAAUGUGAUACAAUUAACUUGCUCUGUGUGUUACCCACUCUGGCCAUGUGAGAUGUUAAUGCCAGGAGUUGAGUGUGCUUAACUGAUAUUAUAGCAGUGUUCCUUGACUGAAAUUUCUGUCUAGCUUCACCUGUUGAGUACAUACAUAAAUAAAACCAACAAAACUAGGAAUCUAUUAGCAGCAAAACUGGCUACCCAAAGUGUGGGACCUCUAGAUGUCUUGCUUAUUUAAUUCUCCUGUAUUGUAAAUUCCUUCACUUAAAUCAUGUAAUAAUUAACCUCUUUUUUAUAUUUAAAUCAAAUCAAUACCAUUUUUUUCGAAGAUAUUAAUAACACAUCAAAAGUUAUACUUGUUAAUAUUUACCAACACUUCGGAUAAGGUUAAGCUUUAUUCAGAAUAAGUAGCAACAAACUCAUUGCCACUUGUUAAAAACAUGUACAGGUUAAUUUGCUUUACAGUUUAUUUAAAUUAUAAUAUGUAAAGUGGUGCAAUAAAAUACUCCUAUCAUCUAAUACUAAAUAGGUUAAAAAAAUGUAUGUGAUUCAAGAACAUGUUUUUUCCAUUUAUGUAAAUUACUCCUAAUAUAAACAAAGGAUUCCUGGACUCAAUUAUUGUGAAAUAAGAUGAUGAACCAGCUCUUGAAUCAUCUAGUACCUACAUAACUGAAAAUAAAUAUUACCAGGUUAAAGGUUGGUUCGGACAACCAUGUGGAGGUAAUCAUGUUACAUAGUCUUAAAACACCACAGUAGAGAUGGUUAGCCUCAAGAUGUUCUGUUUGAGAGUAAGAAAUUGUAUAUUUCUCAAGGUUAAGACAAUAUUAUAACAAUAUAUUGUGUUUAUAUUUAUGAAUUAUUAAUAAGAGGAAAAUAUUGAACUUAGUCAUAUUUAUAUAAUAAUUAUACAUUUACCUGUUUUCGUAAAUAAAUACCUUCGAUCAACUAUAGCAACUAAUAACAAUUAGUUGCUAUUGUUGAUUGAAGAUAAAUACCAAAUGUUGUAUAUUGCUCUAAAAUAAAUUUAUGCAGACAAAUACUUAUCUACAUAUUAUGUAAAUCAUUUUGAAAUUGGAACACAACAUUGUUUUACAUAGGAGCACUUAUUAAAAUAUAUAUUAUA